AAAAGAAGUCUUGGGAUUAUCGCGGGUGCCGAAGGCAGCCUAUUCGUAUACAACGCAACACAGGUUGCUUUUAUCCAAAAUGCUAUUAAAUGGAUGAAUUAUUACGCCGAGUCAGCGUCCAACUUCCUUCUCAAAGACGACGCUGAGAAAACAGCUGCGUUCAUCGGAUGGUUUGGCUACAGUAAUCAAGACCUGUUGCUUGAUGUUAGACUGAGCAUCUUCGAUCCUAUCCACAUGUUAGGCUCUGGAGCCACUUCCUACGUGUCCUCGCAUCAAGGGAGGGAUGACGUUAUAGCCAUCGGAUGCGGAACAGCUCAAGCUUUACGAAUUUGCAGGACCGAACCUCAUACCAUAACCUAUGCACGGACAGAAGACAACAGCGUAGUCAUUUGUCCUAUAGCUUUCUCCAAUAAUGGAUACUACGGAACAGAUGAAGGGGACUAUGCCGCGGAAUCCGAAUGGGCGAGCAAUCGAGUUGUGAAACCUUCUGCCGGACUCUCCCUGCUGCACGAGAUGACACAUCUACCUAGUGUGGUAGGAGGAUUUCAACAUUGGACGUCGGCUCCUCGAGACGGUUCGUAUGACUACUUCUAUGCGCCUUCUAAGUGCAUUACCCUGAGUGAUAUUGCAAAGCUCAACAAUGCCCAGAAUUACGCUUUUUUUGCAUUGGAUAUCACAUCAAAUCAUCAAUAUGCAAGUAGAGAAGUGGACGAGGAUGCGCCAAAUAAAGGACAAAAUGCUAUUUGGUGGCUGAGAGAAGGAGCUGGCGGUCGGAGAGAAAGUCCGUAG
Molecule: messenger RNA, 789 nt
Organism: Colletotrichum gloeosporioides
Lineage: Eukaryota; Fungi; Ascomycota; Sordariomycetes; Glomerellales; Glomerellaceae
Exons: 3
Molecular function (GO): metallopeptidase activity
Source: RefSeq, a predicted model, not a curated record